Messenger RNA from Oryza sativa Japonica Group (Japanese rice), 2445 nucleotides. RefSeq lists its product as uncharacterized. Gene Ontology annotation, cellular component: NSL complex. NCBI's taxonomy places the organism in Eukaryota, Viridiplantae, Streptophyta, Magnoliopsida, Poales, Poaceae. The record is from RefSeq and is a predicted model, not a curated record.
ACAAACACUUCGGACGCGAACGCGAACUUGAAACGCUCGCGUCGCGUUCCCUGAGAAGUUUGAGAUUGUUUGACCACUCGACCAAGCCAGUCCUCCUCUCUCUCUCUCUCUCUCUCUCUCUCUCUCUCUUCCCCCAAAUCCCGCGCCCGCCGGUACGAAUCCCGCCGCCGCGCCGCGCCGCCAUGUCCUCCUCCCGCGGGCCGCCAUCUCCUCCGUCCCACCCGAACCCCAUCGAUCCCUUCGCCGCGGCGGCGGCGGCGGCGGCGGAGGCGGAAGGGGAGGCGGCGCCGCCGCCGCGAAACCCUAUCAUCCCCCGCGACCCCCCCUCGCCGGAGAUGGAGGCCACCGCCGAGGCGCUCACCCGGGAGGAGGUUCUGCGCCGGCGGAGGCGCCGCGCCAAGCGCCUCGUCGACGUCUACCGGCGCCUCUACUGGACGCUCGGGGAGGAGCUGCGGGCGCGGCACCGGCAGUACGUCUGGGAGCUCGGCCGGAGCCCGCUCGAGGCCGAGCAGCCGCCGCCGCCGCCGCCGACCUCCGCCGCGCCCGGCCCCGGCGGGGACCUGGUGGUGGUCAGGCCGGUGUCCGCCACGGUGCCGAGGCGGAAGAAGUGCGGCUUCGCCGGCUGCAAGGUGCGGACCAUGGCGAUGGCCAGGUUCUGCCACUCCCACAUCCUCUCCGACCCCAACCAAGUGCUCUACAAGGGCUGCGCCUAUAUCAGCAAGAGUGGCCCACAAGUUCAAAUUACUUGCGGCAGACCCAUCCUUAAAGCUUCAGUUCCCUCCCUCUGCAAUUCUCAUUUUCAAAAAUGUCAGAAGUUAAUUACACAAGGUUAUAAGAAGUUUGGAGUUAACCCAUCACCCACAGGCAAGGUCUCUCCAAAUUUUAGUUUGUUGGUUGCUGAAUGUGUUCGUCAGAUCCAAGCCAAGCGGAGAGAAUCACCAAGUUGAAUGAGCCGUGUCACAACUCACAACUUUGUUGUUGCACAAAUUUUAUGAAAUGGCAGGUAUUAUGAGGCUUACCAAGGCACUGAUAACUUCUUUUGCCAGAAUACUGCACCCACUCUUACUUGAACGAAAUAAAAUGAGGAAAAUUCAUAGAUAUAUGUGAGUUUGAGUUUGAAGUGCAUCUCUGGCAGGAUUAUUUCAUGGGGGAAUUGGAAGACGGUUAACUGCAGAUGUCAAAUGUAUAGUUGAUUGAUUAAGUCAAUGGAGUAUCACCAUGAGGAUGCACGAAUGAAAUUCCCUUGGAUAGCACCUUAUAUCUAGUAAAAUGCUUUAUCAUGAGUCCAAUGGGUUGCUGUUGCUGAUCACCAGGGAGGGAUGCCAUUUAAUUUUGCUGUUUUUGCUGGGAGGUUCAAUGCUGACUGUAUGCAUAGCUGCUUGGUUCUUCAUAAUGAGUUGCAACUUGCAAGGCAGUAUAGCUCAUCACAUUCUGAACUGGAUUUCACACUGAAUUAAGUUCAUCCAAACAUGGGCCAUAUGUUCUUUGUAAUUGUAGCCGGUGCAAUUGCUGUGCUACUAUUCAGCUUGGUGCCAGAAAUGUUCUUUUUGUGAAGUAAAUACCAUUAUCACUUUCCCCAAGUGGUGAUUAUGAACCUUGAAUAUAUGCAUGUACCUCACUUCCCCAGGUGGUGAUUUCGUACAUUGCUUAUACGCCCAUGCAGAUGCAGAGGGAGCUGAAAGCCUGAUGCAAUUCGAAGUUUGCAUGAAUUCAAAGGUGCUCUGUUUUAAGAGUGAUACUGCAUAACAUACUGUGUAGGAGCCCUACAAACAAGAGAUUACGAGGAGAUUCCAUGUGCAUUUGAUGCUUGCCUGGUACAACUGUAUAGCUGGAAUCUUUGCAUGAUAUGAGAGAUGCUUUGCAUUGGUAAAUGUUUUUGCACCACCUGCUGAUGGAGGAGCCCCACCAGAAUAGAUUUGUGAAGGUGUUGCUUGGUUGCAGGGAUGCUGUGCCAAUAAUGGUUUUGCACCACAUACUGAGCGACCCUGCUAAUAACGAAUUGAGGUGAUAUUUAUUCAAGGAAUGUUUACCAAGUAUCACAAUCGAAUUCCAUGGACAGAAAAAUUGAAUUUGGAUGAACAUUAAUUUCUUGGCUACAUAUGACAGUGGAUGUGCUGGAUGUGGAUUAUUAUUUUCUUGGCUACAAGACAUUGUGGAUGUGAAAGCGCAUAUCAGAUAUCAUGGGAAUAGGACAAGAAUGUCGGGUGGCAGAUUUCUGAUGCUGGGAUUUAUCAGGAUUGCUAGCGUAAGGUGUUGCUUUUUCACUCUACUCUGCUUGGUUUCGAUGCUUAGUUUAAUGUUGUAAGGUAGUUACCAGUUGUAAAUGACUGUCUAUCGUUUUCUCAUGUUAAAUGAUUUUACUGUGAGAGCCCUAACCCUACGUGCUCUGUUUUUUGAUAUGGCUGUCAAGCAGCGAUAUGUCCAUCAGUCCAUGUUCCGGCUCAA